AAUGUAAGAUGGCGGAGUAGCAACGCGAAGCGGUUAGUACUCAGUCUGUCUCCAGUACGACUUCAGUUCCAGCCUCGGCAGCAGCAGCGAUCGCCGAGCUCAGAGUGCUCAGAGUAGUUGCCCAGGAUGCCGAAUAUCAAAAUCUUCAGCGGCAGCUCCCACCAGGACUUAUCCCAGAAAAUUGCCGACCGCCUGGGCCUGGAGCUAGGCAAGGUGGUGACUAAGAAAUUCAGCAACCAGGAGACCUGUGUGGAAAUUGGCGAGAGUGUGCGUGGAGAGGAUGUCUACAUUGUUCAGAGUGGUUGUGGAGAAAUCAACGAUAAUCUCAUGGAGCUUUUGAUCAUGAUUAAUGCCUGCAAGAUUGCUUCAGCCAGCCGGGUUACUGCAGUCAUCCCAUGUUUCCCUUAUGCACGGCAGGAUAAGAAGGAUAAGAGCCGAGCUCCAAUCUCAGCCAAGCUUGUCGCAAAUAUGCUGUCUGUAGCAGGCGCAGACCAUAUCAUCACCAUGGAUCUACAUGCUUCUCAAAUUCAGGGCUUUUUUGAUAUCCCAGUGGACAAUUUGUAUGCCGAACCAGCUGUUCUCAAGUGGAUAAGGGAGAAUAUCUCUGAGUGGAGGAACUGCACAAUUGUCUCACCUGAUGCAGGUGGAGCUAAGAGAGUGACCUCCAUUGCAGACCGGUUGAAUGUGGACUUUGCCUUAAUUCACAAAGAACGGAAGAAAGCCAAUGAAGUGGACCGCAUGGUGCUUGUAGGAGAUGUGAAGGAUCGAGUGGCUAUCCUUGUGGAUGACAUGGCCGACACUUGUGGCACUAUAUGCCAUGCAGCUGACAAACUUCUGUCAGCUGGAGCCACCAGAGUUUAUGCUAUUUUGACUCAUGGAAUCUUUUCUGGCCCGGCCAUUUCUCGCAUCAAUAAUGCUUGCUUUGAAGCAGUAGUAGUCACCAAUACCAUACCUCAAGAGGAUAAGAUGAAGCAUUGCUCCAAAAUACAGGUGAUCGACAUCUCUAUGAUCCUUGCAGAAGCCAUCAGGAGAACUCAUAAUGGGGAAUCUGUUUCCUACCUGUUCAGCCAUGUCCCUUUGUAAUAGAAUAACGUC
Orycteropus afer afer is the source of this 1095-nucleotide messenger RNA. RefSeq names its product phosphoribosyl pyrophosphate synthetase 1 (gene PRPS1). Gene Ontology annotation, biological process: 5-phosphoribose 1-diphosphate biosynthetic process; ribonucleoside monophosphate biosynthetic process; purine nucleotide biosynthetic process. Gene Ontology annotation, cellular component: ribose phosphate diphosphokinase complex; cytoplasm. The record is from RefSeq and is a predicted model, not a curated record. NCBI's taxonomy places the organism in Eukaryota, Metazoa, Chordata, Mammalia, Tubulidentata, Orycteropodidae. Gene Ontology annotation, molecular function: ATP binding; ribose phosphate diphosphokinase activity; magnesium ion binding.